Molecule: messenger RNA, 219 nt
Organism: Colletotrichum costaricense
Lineage: Eukaryota; Fungi; Ascomycota; Sordariomycetes; Glomerellales; Glomerellaceae
Exons: 1
Coding region: 1-219 (72 amino acids)
Source: RefSeq, a predicted model, not a curated record
AUGCGAAAGUAUCGCAUCACUUUCGGAUCACAAUUCGAUAACGUGACGGCCCUCAGCAAGCCGAGGGAUCUCUGGAGAAACGGAAUCGUCGUCAGAGUUCCUCUUCUGACGGGCGCAGUGGAGGAAGAGGGGCGUGGGCUGGUCAAUGACAAAGUCAACAUGACGGCCUUGUUCAAUGCAUAUCUUCCGCCGGCUCUGAUAUCAUCCGAAGACCUGUAG